Meriones unguiculatus (Mongolian gerbil) is the source of this 6198-nucleotide messenger RNA. It is a transcript of the gene Pstpip1, whose product is annotated as proline-serine-threonine phosphatase interacting protein 1. Gene Ontology annotation, molecular function: actin filament binding. The coding region runs from base 5142 to 6026 and encodes 294 amino acids. The record is from RefSeq and is a predicted model, not a curated record. Gene Ontology annotation, biological process: actin filament polymerization. NCBI's taxonomy places the organism in Eukaryota, Metazoa, Chordata, Mammalia, Rodentia, Muridae. The transcript has 12 exons. Gene Ontology annotation, cellular component: actin filament; plasma membrane; cytoplasm.
GUCCUCCGGCAUUGCGCUCCGGGCAGCCUGGGAAUGGAAAGGGGGCACACGGUCCCCGCGCACCGCGGAAUGGUCGUGGGGUCGUCGAGGCUCUGGGUGGGCCUUGCUGCUUUCUUCCGAAGGCUGGAGGGGCGGCGGCCACCGGCCUCGUUUUGUCGCCCCCUGUCUGUCCCAACGCCCCUGUCUGGGAGGGGAUAGCAUGCGCAGGGUCUGCGCAGACUCGCCCGCCCCUCCCCGCCGCAGACAGACUCGCCACUGCCAGCUUAGAGGCGCGCUGUCCCAGCGGUGCCUUCCCGCCGCCCCCGAGCCCAGCGCCGACGCCUCGGGAAGCUGUGCAGGGGGCCUUCGUGCCCCGGGGCGCCUCGGGGCCAGCAAAGCCACAGAGAGGACAGACCAGAGCAGGCCAGGGUUGGGGCAGAGCUCCGGGCUGACUGGGGCCCCUCGGGGAGCAGAGGGCCUUCCCACCGCGACCGUUUGUAGCGCCCUGGCGCAGUGGGGGAGUCGACCCCAUCCCUUCCAGCUGCGCCCCCUUCAGGUCCCGCUGAGCCCUGCACAGGGGCACAUUCAGAAAGAAAAGUGGUACUUUAACUGUGGACCUAGCAUUUGUCAUCUGGCCUGGACUUUCGAGAACUCAAACUACUGAGAGGAUCACCUGCUUUUCUUUAGCACUUUGUAGAAGACCCUCCCCGUGGGCACCUCCAGGAUUGCCUCACUGUCAAGCACAUGGUUCAGACAGGCUCACUCCAUCAUUCCAACCUGGAGGGUAGUGUUGCCAGUCUUGCGGGGGGCGUGGAUCUAGAUGAGGUUCGUUUGCUCUUGGCAGUUAAGGAAUUAAAAGGUAGGAGGAAUCUGGACCGCACUCAGCUAGGGCAGACAGAAUCAACUGCUUUGUUUUUAAGGUGUACGCAUGAAAGGCAAACAGAAAGGACCCUGCAAAGCAGAGGAGGUGCUGAGGACCCGUGAGGCCAGUCUCUUGCCAGGCUGGGCCCCGGGGGCCUUUGUAGGGUCAGUUUAAGCAGGAUGGCUGGCCAACAGGACCACAGCAUGUCCUGACCCACCCUUGAACUUGACUGGUCUGCAGUCAAGCAGGCGAAGGGGACACACUUUUGUCUCCAGUUAGGAGGAUGAGAAAGGCUGAAAGUUCGCCGUCCUCAUCACCGUGACCCUGUCUGUGACCCCUCUCCCUGUCUGUGGAGCACCUAGUCCUCCGGUAGGGCAUGCGAGUGGGCCCACCGCACCUGUUCUAGAUGCCCGCAGCUAGGAAGUGGUGGAUCUCAGGAACGGGCCUGGCUGGUGGCCAGCCUCCAAUGCCCAGUCCCUGGGCUGAGGAGCUGCUGCUCUUGUCUAUAAGACAGGGAAGCAGAGCUGAGGAGACGGAAAGGCCAUGGGGGUGACGUAACUUCAUGAAUACCCUACAGUAAGACAACUCUCUUCACCUCUGCAGCCCCCAAACUAGCAUUCCUGCCUGGGUCCUGGUCUCACACUGGCCAGGGUCUCACAGAAUCGGGGGCUUGGCCCACAUAAAUGAGAGGAAGUUUUAGUUUUAGACUGAGUUUUCUCGCGCCUUGUUCACGUCACCCCAGAGAACCCGCCUGGGCCCUGAAUGCCUUCUGAGGCAUGGGAAGGACAGGAUCGGCAUUGCAGAGGCCGUUGUGACACGGUCCAUGCAGCAGGACCAGCCUCAGAGUCUUGGCUCUGCAGUCUGGUCACUGUCACCCUUCCUUCCUCUCUGCCCACCCCGUCUGGUCCUCUGGGUCUGCCCAAAACCCUCACCUUACCCAGGAAGUAGUCGCCUCCUCCCCCUCUUCUUCGUGCUGCCCCAGGAGGGGUGCUGCAGGUGCCUCAGAGGAUGGAGUGGGGCUGGGCUGCUGUCCCGUGAACCCCUCUGUGGUGCCUCGGGGCGCCUCAGUGCCUACUUCACCGUCACCCUUCUGAGAUGCUGAGGUUCUCCUGUCGGAGGAGAUUUGUGUGUGUGUUAUGAUUUCUGCUCCACUGAGCUCAGGAUGAAGAUGUCAUUGAGGGUGGUGGCAACUCUGAUCUCCUACCCAGUACCUGAUGCCUGUAGAAUCACCCUAACCCAGUACCAGCUGCCCAUAGGCUCAUCCCAACCCAGUACCAGCUGCCCACGGGCACAAGGCCUGCUUCCAACUGGGAGAUGGCAGCUUCCUGGCUGCCGAAUGGCUACGAGUUGGGGAUGCUAAGAUGGGAGUGGAGACUUACUGUGGUGCACGCUCUCUGAGCCGGGAACACUUGCCCCGUGACACUAGACUUGAGCUAAAUUUUCCAAGUCUCCUGAGAACCAAGCCAAAGGGCCCACAGGCUGUACCUGGAGACAUGUGGUAGAUGGCAAAACUCAGAACCACUCUAACCCCUGCUCACUCUAGAGAAGGCGGGUCCGCAGGAUGGAGAACCUCUGCCUUCCUCCGCAAGGUUAGCCUUGAUGCGUUAUCUUCAAGAUCUGUUACAAGUAUGUUUGUAUGUCUGGGGGGGGGGGGGGGCGCGCAGGUGCCCAGGAGGCCCGUGGUGACUCCUAGAGCUGGAGUCACAGGCUGUGAGCAGCCCGAUGUGGUGCUUGGAACCAAACUUGGGUCAUCUCCAAGAGCAGAAUGUGCUCCUAGCCCCUGAGCCAUUGUUCUGGCCCUUGGCCCUGAGAUUUUGCCUUUUACCAUCAGCACGGCUGUGGGCUGUGGGUUUUGUUUGUUUGUUUGUUUGUUUUGUGUCUGUCUGUCUGGUUUGCCUCUCUGACCCUCAGUUUUCUUAUCUGUAACUGACAAUAAUGCCUUGUGGGAUUGGGGUGGGAAUCUUUCAAGCUAGCCGUUCUCAUACUGAGUGUGUUAGCUGCCCCUGGAAGGUACUAAGAGGUCAGUGGAAGGUCAGUGGCAGAGGCCUGCACAUCUGCCAGCUCCCAGGCUGCUGCUCCUCUGUGGCCUGGCAGUAACGAGGAUCCCAUAAACGUCCUUCAGGCCUGGUCCCCAGGAGUCCUGUCAGGUCAACUCCUUGACCUCAGUUUCCAAGUGUCCAAGGAGAAGAGGAAGCCUCUAUGAAACGUGUUUGUCCCACUGCAAGGCACAUGCAGGUGGGCGCCAUGUGGCCAUUUUACCACAAGGGGGCGGAAGAGCACCUGCAGAGAGGCCGUGAGAGCCAGCCGCAAAGAGCUACUUGGCUGCUGACUCGGACCCAAGUGAGCCCGGCCAUAGUCUGGCCUCAGUUUCCACACCUACCUCAACUGAUUGGUUCCUCGGGCAUCCUGUUGAGGAGGAAGCCACUGCACUUUUAUUUCCUCAGGGCUACAGGUGGUGCCCAAAGACCUUGGGGCAAGCUGUGUCAGCAUGCGCUUGUUUUUGAGUCCUUAGGGAUCCAGUCCCCUUAAACCCUAGCUGCAAGCACAAAGACAACUCCCCCACCCUCCACCCCACGGCCUGAUGAGACAACUCCCCCACCCUCCACCCCACGGCCUGAUGUGAAUCUGCUCACUCAGCCUCACUCAGCGGCCGGAGGGGCUCUGGGGAAAGCUCAAGCUGAGCAGCCAGGAAGAGGCUCUUCCUACCUGAGGUCAAGGCAGCAGAUUCUGGGAAGGGGCCACUGGAAAAAUCUUAGCAGUGGCAGCUGGGGUUGGCGGACGACCCAGCAGACUGCCGGUGCCUGAGGCUGUCCAGGAGGACAGCAGGUGUGCACAUGUUUGAGUGUGACAGGCGGGUAAGGCCUUGCACCAGCCCUCCAUAGUGCCUUACACCCGACGCUCCUUCUCACAAGCAUUCUGUGCUGCUAAGGGCUCUCUACAGAACGGAAGUCAAGACAGGGCCAGGCGUUUUGCCUAGUUAGUGAGUGGCAGAGCCUAGCCAUGUGGCUCCGGGGUCGGGGUCUGCUGCUGCUUCCUGUGGAAACCAGAGUAACAGGCCACUGCCGGGUUCCUAGGCUGGUUUCCACACCACCUUCCCCCUCCUGGAGCUCAGGACUCUGAGCUCCAUUCAGAACCUCUUGCACGGUUCUUGUAUCUGCCCAGGACUCCUGUACCCACCAGUAAACAGCAGUGCAGGCACUUUGGCUCUGCCCCCUGCACCACCAUGCUCUGGGGCAGACAAGGCUGCCAGGGAGAAUGCAGAGCAUUUGGUUCUGCUGCUUCCUGACAUACAGCGAGGGCUUUUUAGUCUCACGAGCUCAUCACGUGUUAUUCCUGGCACGCUUACACUCAGGAAGCAAUUCCAAAAUAAGGUUCAAGUGAAGUGGGCCCAGUGGAGAUUUCUGUGAGAAGCAGGUGGGAGCGUUUGAGACAAGACGCUUCCUGUGGAGUACCUCCAGAUGGCUUUGAACUUGUGGCCUGUCUGCCUCUGCUGCCUGGGUGCCGAGGUUCCAGGCUGGGCCACCCCACACUUGCCCAGGUGCUUCCACCUGCCCCCCCCCAGCACUGUUCCUGCUCCCCUGCCUUGCACAGCCUCUUCUUUUCCCUCCCCUAGGUGCUCCCAAUCAACCCCAGCAGUCAGCUGCUUUAGCUUGCCCUGCCGGUGGCCCUGCCCACCCAUCCCCUCCACAGGCCUUUCAGGCCACCUGCUGGAAGGCCUUCCCCAGCAUCAGACUCAUGCAGGCAGCACCAGAUGCCUGCACUGGAGGGGAGGACUCAAGAGAGGCAGGAGGCUUCUGUGGCCAGGCCCCUCCUCUCCAGGCUGCAAACAGAAGCCGGGAGUGAGGACAUGGAGGGCAGAGCUGCCAUAGUAGGAAGGUUUUCCUACCAGAGCAACGUUUGAUCUGUAAUCGACAAAGGAAAGUGUUUUCUAGAAAACCAGUUUGUGGUUCCCAUGAACGAUGACCAUGGCCAAAGGCUCCCUUGCAUCCAGAGUUUAGGAUUAGGGCCUUCCCUCCAAAAUAAGCGAGCCACGGGUCGGCAGGGCUUCCGGUUCUUGCAAUGCCUGCCCGAUGACCUGGACUUCUGCUUUGCAGUUCCCUGAGGACCUCCUUUGACUCCCUGAAGCAGCAAACGGAGAACGUGGGCAGUGCACACAUCCAGUUGGCCCUGGCCCUGCGUGAGGAGCUUCGGAGCCUGGAGGAGUUCCGGGAGAGGCAGAAAGAGCAGCGGAAGAAGGGGAGCGUCUUGAGGCCAGAGCCCCCAGCUCAGAGCCUCGUGUCUCCUGCAGUAUGAGGCUGUCAUGGACCGUGUCCAGAAGAACAAGCUGUCCCUCUACAAGAAGACCACGGAGUCCAAGAAGGCGUAUGACCAGAAGUGCAGGGACGCGGAUGAUGCUGAGCAGGCCUUCGAGCGUGCGAGUGCCAACGGCCACCAGAAGCAAGUAGAGAAGAGCCAGAAUAAAGCCAAGCAGUGCAAGGAGUCAGCCACAGAGGCAGAGCGCGUGUACAGACAAAAUAUCGAGCAGCUGGAGAGAGCGAGGACUGAGUGGGAGCAGGAGCACCGGACUACCUGUGAGGCCUUCCAGCUGCAGGAGUUUGACCGACUGACCAUCCUCCGAAACGCCCUGUGGGUGCAUUGCAACCAGCUCUCCAUGCAGUGUGUCAAGGAUGAUGAGCUCUAUGAGGAAGUACGCCUGACACUUGAAGGCUGCAAUGUGGACAGUGACAUCAACGGCUUCAUCCAGUCCAAGAGCACUGGCAGAGAGCCCCCGGCUCCAGUGCCUUAUCAGAACUACUAUGACCGGGAGGUGACGCCACUGACUGGCAGCCCUAGUGUCCAGCCCUCCUGCGGCAUGAUAAAGAGAUUCUCUGGGCUGCUACAUGGAAGUCCCAAAACCACAUCUUUUCAAGCUUCUGCUGCUUCCACAGAGACUCUGGCUCCCACCCCUGAGCGGAACGAGCUGGUUUAUGCAGCCAUCGACGUGCAGGCAACACAGGGGAACCAUAACUCAUCGGCCCAGGACUACCGGGCGCUCUACGACUACAAAGCACAGAAUUCCGACGAGCUGGACAUUUCUGCAGGAGACAUUCUGGUGGUCAUCCUAGAAGGAGAGGAUGGCUGGUGGACAGUGGAGCGGAAUGGACAGCGCGGCUUUGUCCCUGGGUCCUACCUGGAGAAGCUCUGAGGAAAGAGCAGCAGUCUCCACAUACCUCUGCCCUGACUAUGAGGUCAGGUCUGUUCCCACCACGGCCCAGGCCUCUUGGGGCCAGAACCAAGCCUGGCCGCCCUGGGGAUGGGAUGGGUGCUGGCUCCUCUCGAUAAAUUUCUUCCAGAGGGAAUAAAGGGGCACAUUCUUC